Molecule: messenger RNA, 3909 nt
Organism: Poecilia latipinna (sailfin molly)
Lineage: Eukaryota; Metazoa; Chordata; Actinopteri; Cyprinodontiformes; Poeciliidae
Product: zinc finger protein OZF-like
Exons: 5
Coding region: 343-1962 (539 amino acids)
Biological process (GO): regulation of transcription by RNA polymerase II
Cellular component (GO): nucleus
Molecular function (GO): RNA polymerase II transcription regulatory region sequence-specific DNA binding; DNA-binding transcription factor activity, RNA polymerase II-specific
Source: RefSeq, a predicted model, not a curated record
CGCGAGACAUCGCACACGAUGGAAUUUUUUUUCAUGGCGGCGCCCUUUCAUUAAGUGUAAUAACGCUGAGCGAGAAGAAAACGAAUACUGGGCUAAGUAAAUAGUGUAGAGCUAUUUCUGUUUUUCUUUUCGCAGACUCUUUUGACCACCUCCAUUAUAUGGAAAUUCUCGGAGAAGGACGCUUGUUUUCACAAACACGACUGUGGCUUCGGUGAGACCCUGACUUCGGCAGACUCCUAAAUAACAACAGCAUACAACAAAGACAUCAGCACAGAUGAUACAGACAUCCAUUGAUUGGUUUUAACUAAAAAACAAUAAGGCCUUGAUGAAAGAAGCUCUGUUAUGGACCAGCAAGACCCAGAACUUACCACGAAGGACGAGGAGGAAGAGGAAUUGCAGAGCAGUCCACUCGCCACUAAUGUCGACCAGCUGUUUGUGGUUAAAACAGAAGACCCGGACGAGUGGUCCUGUGGUCUGAUCUAUCACAGUCCAGAGGAUGGCACAAAGGGGGAGCUCUCAAGCAGUCCACUGCCCACUGAUGACCUGCAAGUAGUCAAAGAAGAAGCGUCUAAUGAAUCGGACUACAGAAUAAAACAUCAGGGACCAGGACUUUACAUAAAGCAGGAGACGGAGGAAGUUUCAGCCAGUCCAUUGACAGCUGAUGUCCGUAAGGUGCUAGUGGUUAAAGAAGAAGUUCCUGAUGAGUGGAGCUUCUCUACAAACCAUAGGAACCCAGAACCUCUCAACGACGUAAAUGACGAAGAGCAUCGCCCAUGUAACGGCAGUAGUGAUUUUGAUGUCAGUUACGAUGACUGGCAGAUAGAAACCACGCGAGAAUUGGAGGAAAAUAAUGAAGUAGAAUUUAACACGCCCCGAAAAUUUUUUAGCUGUACCAUCUGUCGUAAACAGUUCCUCUACCAGGAGUCUUUUCAGAAACACAUGAAAGGCCAUUUAGAAAAAAGUGAUUUCAGCUUCAAUGUUACUGAGAAGGGUUGCAUUGUAAAGCCAAAUUUAGAUUCGGAGACGAUCGAUUCGGAGAAAGCGUUUGGUUGCGAUGUUUGUGGCAAAACUUUCCACCAAAGGUCGUAUCUCUAUAGACACAAGCGAACCCACACAGGAGAGAAAGCUUUUAGCUGCGAUAUAUGCGGUAAAGCAUACAUUGAUAAGUCAACCCUUAGCAAACACAUGAGCAUCCACAGUGGAGAGAAAGCGUUUGGUUGUGAUGUUUGUGGUAAAACAUUCAUCCAAAAGUCCAAUCUUUACAAACACAAGAGAAUUCAUACAGGAGAGAAACCGUUCAGCUGUGAUGUUUGUGGUAAAGCAUUUAUAUACAAGUCUAUCCUCAACGGCCAUAUGUUGGUCCACACAAGAGAGAAAACAUUCAGCUGUGAUGUGUGUGGUAUAACAUUCACGGAAAAGUCCAAUCUCCAUAAACACAAGAGAAUCCACACCGUAGAGAAGUCAUUCAACUGCGACAUCUGCGGGAAAUCGUUCAUCAGCAAGUCGACCUUGAACAGACAUGUGGGGAUUCACGCGGUGGACAAACCAUUCAGCUGUUUGGUCUGUGGUAAGACAUUCCACCAAAAGGUAGUUCUCAAUAGGCACAUGGGAAUCCACACGCUGGAAAAAUCCCUCGAGUGUGACGUCUGUGGCAAAAUGUUCAAACAAAAGGCGCACCUUGCUACACACAAACGAAUCCACACGGGAGAGAAACCAUUUAUCUGCGAAGUGUGCGGGAAGGCGUUCAACCGAAAGGAGAGGCUUUGCUCGCACAACAGAAUCCACACAGGAGAAAAACCAUUUGGUUGCGAUUUUUGCGGUACCAUGUUCAACGACAGCUCAACCCUUAGGAAACACAUGAGGAUUCACACUGGAGAGAAGCCCUUUAGCUGUGAUGUUUGCGGUAAAAGGUUUCGAUUCAGAUCUAAUGUCAAAAAGCACAUGAAUACCCACACGGAAUAGAAAAUCAAUGUUGUGGGAAAGGAUCUGCUUUACUCAUAAGCAUCAAAACUUGUCGCCGUUGUACAAUUCAGCUAUUUGGGAUUAGAAAUGUGGAAUUUAAGGUGCAAACUAAAUAUUUCCUUUUGUAAGACCACAUUUAGAUGAGUAAUGUCGAGGGAAAAGUCCCACACUUCGACGAGACCGCAUAGAAACCUUGAAUCAGCUGUAGUCGUCAUGCCAGGCCACAAUGUGGCGCUGUGAUUUUAGCAUGUCGUCAAAACACGCGCACACACACACACACACACACACACACACACACACACACACACACACACGCUUUUGACACCUCAUUACCUUCUACCUCAUUUAGAAAACAGUGACCCAUCUCCGAUAAACCAAGUGCUCAUGUAUCACAUAUUUAAUCCAUAUCAGAAGUUGCCUUAAGCUGAAAAGGCUAGGUAGCGCAAGUUCCCCUCUGACACCUGGUUUAAAAAACUGCCGAUGUCAGAGACUCCGAUCACUGGAGUUGUGUAAACUUGCAGCUGGAUUGCCACAAAAAUGUUGCAGUUUCACUGAAAACUAGCUCUGUGGAAACAAAGCUUCAGAUAUGGAAAGACAGAUGAGCCUCGCUGUUGAGUUGUGUUCAUACUGCAGAGAAAUGCACCUACUUAUACAGUUUUAUGUCAUCAGCUCAUGUAUGGUGAGAAAUGUUUAUGUACACGAUAAUUCUCAGCUAGGGUUUAACCUCAAAUAUGGCGGUCCAGAUUAACCGCUCAGCGACAAACUCAUAUUGUACAAAUGAAAUUAUUAACAAUACUUAAUGUAGGAUAACACUAAGUAUGACAAAUUUAAUGGUUAAAUUUUUGUAAAUUCUUAGUGUUAGUAGUUAGUGUAUGUCAGUAAGACAUUUCUAGUUAUGAGGACUAUAAAUUACACAUAAUAUAUUAUCAGUCCUUUUUAUGAUUUUUCAAAAUGUUGUACAGAAAUGUUUACUCUAGAAACUGAAUGGUUUCAUUACAAAUUCACAUUUCUGUUCUGGAAAUGUUUAAUUGUACUUAAAUAUUACCUGGAUUCUUAUAGUUUCUUUUAUUUAGGCUACAGUUUUGUAUAUACGUUUGCCUUAAUGUUUAUUUUAAUCGAUUUGCACAGUAUUUAUCAAUGCAUUGUUUUACUUUUCUUAUUUGUUAAAAAAGAACAUAAAGUACUAAAGUGAAGCUCUUUACAGUUAAUACAAGUAGAAGUACAGGGAAGAUUAUAGGAAGUACAUGUCGGAGUUGUAUAGGUCUCCUGCCACAAAACAAAACAAACAACAACAAAAAAAACGAACAUUCUUCCACCACUGCACAUUCAAUCCUGUAUGAUUGACUGGAGACCAAAACAGUAAACUUAUUAAUGUGUAUUUAUUUUCUCAUCCCACACUGGAGACUGGAAUGCUCUGGGUUUCUAACUUAGGCCUCUUCUAUACAAACUCUUCACUAAUUGUGCCGCCACACAUAUGAAAUGCUUAUGCAGCACUAUGAUGAUUUUCUUGAUCACUGCUGGUGAAAAGGCAGCUUACAAGAGACAAAUAACAAUUAUGUCUUUGUGAUGCUAAAACAACCCCAAAUAAUAAUAAUAAUAAUAAUAAUAAUAAUGAUGUGUUUAUGGCCAUGAGGAAAUGUAAGACUGCAAAUCAUGUCAUACUGUUCUAUUUAUGUUUCUUUAUUUUGUCUUCAUUGUUGCCUUCACACCAUAUAUGUUUCCUAUUACCUCUGGUAUAUCUGUAUUUACAAUGUGAUUUUUUUUAGAACAGAGGUCAAAGAAGAAAUUCCACGCCUUGUUUAUGAGUCUUAGCAAUAAAUACCUUUAAAUUUUAAUUUAUGAAAUAGCUGCAUGCUUUGAUUCUAUGUUAACCUCAAUAGUACUGUUCUGUUUCACCAUCACUUACGCAAUUGUAAAGGAAAACAAUAAAAAGAAUUUGGUCACGAG